UUUGAUAAGCGGGGGUGGGGAGCUUAUAAAUAGGGGUGCCGCCACAGGAAGAGCUAGCAUUUCGACGUAGGACGUCAACGAGGAUACGUCGUGUUUAGGGAAAUUUUUGACUUGCGACAAAUAGACUGUUAUCAUUCGAUUGAUAUCACGGUACUGUCGUUCUUGUAACUUGAAGAGUUUACGCGAUUGAUUUAUAAUUGGUCUCUGCACCUGUGGCAACUCAUUCGUUAAUAAAUCAUCGUUUUUUCGCAUCUUGAAGAAACUUACGAUUUACUCUUCUUACAAUCUUCGAACUACUCGAAUAUGUUGAAAAAGGUGCUUACUAAAUCUGGCAGAAGAAUUUUGAGGGCCAUCAAAAAAUUGUCUACAAAAAAGCCCAUGGUAAAGAAAUCUCAAAAUUCAAAUACCGACGUGACAUCAGCGACAUCCUGGCCAUCGAUAAUUCCGGAUCACGAGGAGAUGUCCUUGUCCUGGUCUUUGACGUCUCUGGACACCAAGAGCGUCGACACAUAUGUGACGUAUGUGGUAGAAGGACUGGAGGAUAAUGAAUCAAGAUGUUGUUGCUGUAAGGAGUACGAGGAAAAUCAAAAGAAUGAAAAUCGCGAAAACGAAAUGAUAAUUUAGUUCAUAACUUUUGCAUAAGUCCACUCGUAUCGUCUUACACUUACGUUUUGAAAUUCCCGCCGCAAUCAAAGAAAUGAAAAUAUGGGUGAAAAUUUUAAAAUCAAGUAGCGGAUCUUCCCACUCGGCGUUAACUCGUUAAUUUUUCACUGCUGAUAUCGCAUAAUUCGUUACGUCACAAGCUGACAACUCUGUCUCCACAUAUCACAUAAAAGAUUGGAAUAUUUGCUUGGGAGAAAGCAAAACCAGAAUUUUCGACGAUUCGGUUCCGAGUGGAGAUUCCUCUAAGAAGAAGAACGCAACAAGAGAUUAUUUGUAUAAAUAUUAAUUUUAAGUAUCUUUAAAUACGAGAUAACAGCUUUUAUUUAUUUCUUGCAAGAAAUAUCGACUUUAAUUACUCGGCCACUAUUAGUAGUGUAUAUGACUUACGUAUUGCAUUACCACACGAUGUUUAAUUUUCGUCUGACAAUACGUAGAGUUUGUGGCUCAUAAGCGUAUCUUGUUUACCUAGAUACGUCGCUGAAGUUCUCUUGUGAAUUUAAAUAUUGAAAAAUGUCCUGCUGGACUUUUCCAAUUUCUCUUCUAUCUCUUUUCCAGUCUUUUGCAUCCUUCGCAUCCUAUCGAUUGAUUACUUCGUUUGCAAGUUAGGUUGGUCUGACGCCCUUCUUCAGUCGUUUCUCAUAUAAAAAAACGAAUUAGCAUUUAAUUCCUCAUUAUCAUCCCGAGCCACGUAUCUAUCAUUCGAAUAAUCAAUCAAACAAAAAUGAGAAAAAUCUUGACACAACAUGGUACAAAAGAGCUGACGUUAUACAUUGCUGUAAUGUAAUAAGAUUAGUCGUCCUUUUCAAUGGAAAUUUUCAAUCGGUGUAGGUGUGUCGAUGAAUUAUUUUCUUUUUCUAAAAAUUACUUGUCUCUAGACGCGUCACUGAUCCGCGAUGUCACCAGUAGUUCCGGUUUGAUAAUUCUUGACAAAAGUACAUCUCAUUAACGAGAAGAACGACGUAAAACGCAAUAACAGAUAUAUCGAUCGUUCUUGAGAUCAAUAUUAAUCCUAUUAUGAAAAGGUACCUAAGAACCUUUGCUCAACUAGAUUUUUGAAAAAAAAAAAGAUAAACUGUAUGCAUAUUAUGUGUGUCCACACAAUAUUAUAUGGAUAUAUGUAUUUUCCCUGACAACUUUGUAAAUAAGAUUAUUAUAGUCAAUGUAUAUUAGAGACAGAUUUAUAUGUAUAUAGACAGAUAAUUAAUUAAGGCUGUGAAUUUAUAAUUGACACGAGA
Cephus cinctus (wheat stem sawfly) is the source of this 1898-nucleotide messenger RNA. RefSeq lists its product as uncharacterized. NCBI's taxonomy places the organism in Eukaryota, Metazoa, Arthropoda, Insecta, Hymenoptera, Cephidae. The transcript has 2 exons. The coding region runs from base 304 to 624 and encodes 106 amino acids. The record is from RefSeq and is a predicted model, not a curated record.